Molecule: messenger RNA, 1557 nt
Organism: Vanderwaltozyma polyspora DSM 70294
Lineage: Eukaryota; Fungi; Ascomycota; Saccharomycetes; Saccharomycetales; Saccharomycetaceae
Gene: LPL1
Product: putative hydrolase
Exons: 1
Coding region: 1-1557 (518 amino acids)
Molecular function (GO): monoacylglycerol lipase activity
Source: RefSeq, a predicted model, not a curated record
AUGUUUAAAGGAUUCAGAAAUUUAAUUACCAACUAUAAAAGAAUGUCUUGUGCCUUUAUCUUGUUAUCAGUAAGGUGGGCAGAACUUUUUUCUACUGCAGUAGUGAAUAAAUAUACUACAAUCAAAUUUUGGGAUAGUAUGGCUAAACAUUUGGUAAUUUUGCUCCAUGGGUUAUGGGGAAAUUACAAGCACAUGGAUUCUUUAUUAGAAAUGUUUCAAAAAGUUAUUAAUGAUAGAGGUAGUGAUAGUAAUGACUCUGAUGCUGGUAAUAGUAAUAGUAACUUCGUUUUUUAUUCUGCUAUGGAAAAUGCUAAAUUCAAAACACUAGAUGGGAUAGAAAUUGUAGGUUAUAGAACUCUGAUUGAAAUUUCACAAUUCAUUAAAAAUUCAAAAUACCAGUUUAACAAAAUUAGUGUCAUAGGUUAUUCACUUGGUGGUAUAAUUGGCAGAUUUAUUAUAGGGAAAAUGUUUACUGAUUGUAAAGAGAUAUUCGAAGGAAUGCAACCAAUUCUAUUUCUGACUCUAGCGACCCCUCAUGUUGGUGUAGAUUUUUAUAAUUUGAAUCAUUCACCUGGAAAAGCAGUCUUAAUCACUAUUCUGAAAAGUUUGGGAACAACUAUACUGGGUAAAUCGGGAAAAGAAUUGUUCAUUUCUAAUAGUGAAAACGAUAUUUUGGUUAAAAUGACGACAGGAGAAUUUAUUGAAGGUUUAAAAAAAUUCCAAUAUCGUGUAGUUUUGGCAAAUGUUAAAAAUGAUAGAACAGUCCCAUUUUACACAUCAUUUAUCACAGAUUCCGACCCAUUUCUUGUAACGGAAAACUGUGUCAAGUAUAAUUUUGAUUUCAAUAUACCCAAUGCAAGUUAUUCAAAUUUACAACCGAAGAUUCUCGAUUUAAAUGAAUUAAACAGUGCUGUAAUUCAUUCAAAGGACGAAUAUACUACAGAGGUAAAGUUAAAAAUGUUAAGAAGAGUACCUUUAAUAAUUUUACUUAUGAUUAUUUUUUUACCUUUGGCCUUAAUUAUAAAUACAGGCGCCACAAUUUAUAGAUAUAUCGUUACCAGACAAUAUAGACGAAUGAUUAAGGAUGGGAAUACAGAUGCUCUAUUACGAAAAGGAAUUAAUGGAUUUGACGAUAAGGUAAGAGGGUUUGUUGAAGAUACAUACGAAUCUCUUAUAUCAAUAGAUCGUGAUGGAAAUAGCGACGAUUUAGAUAUUACAUUAGAAACAAAUGAAAUGUCAGAUGACGAUGAAACUGUGUAUAGUGGGAUUUCAUGGGAAGAGUUUGUGCAUACAUAUUCACAAAAUUGGAAACCAGAGAAUCCAAACUCAUAUGUAAAGGAAUUUGGAACACUCCCCUUAGAUAAUAAUAGAAAAAUAAUUGUUAAGAAUCUAAAUGAAUUAGAAUGGGUUAAGAUUCCAAUUUAUAUCAAAGCAUUGAAUGCACAUAGAGAUAUAGUAGCAAGAAAUGGGUUAAAACAGGAUACUCCCAAUAGUGUUGCUACGGUAGAAUUUAUAGGAUAUCUGGUUAGAUACUUAAUUAAAACCAGUUCAAAAUGA